Molecule: messenger RNA, 1143 nt
Organism: Rotaria socialis
Lineage: Eukaryota; Metazoa; Rotifera; Eurotatoria; Philodinida; Philodinidae
Source: the annotation of a GenBank genome assembly
AUGACAUCUAAUGAUAGUGAACAGGAUGGCUGGUAUACAGCUAGUUGUGGUAAUUGUAUAUUUACGUUACCUACACGAUAUCAAAAUUUAGUUCAUAUUGGAUACGGAACUUAUGGCGCUGUUGGUCGUGCCACAGAUACCUUAACCGGCAAAUCUGUAGCAAUAAAGAAACUUCUUCAGCCUUUUCAAACACAUAUACACGCAAAACGAACGUAUCGUGAGCUCAAACUACUGAUACAUCUAAACCAUCCUGAUUCACAAGUUAUACAAUUAUAUAAUGUAUUUACACCUGAAAAAAAUGUCAACGAAUUUAAAACGUUAUAUUUGGUAUUUAAUGAUGCUGGCUAUGAUUUAAAUCGAAUGAUAAAAAAGCUACCUCCUACAGAAUCAUACGUUAAACAUAUGAUCUAUUCGAUUCUUCGUGGUUUGAAAUUUAUUCAUUCAGCUGGCAUUAUUCAUCGCGAUUUAAAACCAUCGAAUAUUGGAAUUGAUAAAAAUUCCAAUGCUACGAUUCUUGAUUUUGGACUAGCACGUGUUGAGUCGACUGCUCUUCCAACUGCCUAUAUUUCAAGCAGAUGGUGGCGCGCACCAGAAGUAUUUCUCAAUGAGCAAAAAUACGAUAAAAAGGUUGAUAUAUGGCCUGUGGGCUGUAUCAUGGCAGAACUUAUCUUACACAAACCACUUUUCCCUGGAAACGAUAUUAUUGAACAGCUAAAUAAAAUAAUCGACAUUCUAGGUACACCGGAUGAAGCAACAUUAAAUGAAAUAUGUUCCACAGAGGCAGCUAGUUUUAUUCUUAAAAUGGAACCUAAACAGCGAAAAGAUUUUCAUGAAUUGUUCGGUUAUAAAUAUGGUUCAAAAACGCCAGUACCAAUAUCAGGUGUUUCACCAAAAGGUAUUGAUUUACUUGAACGACUUCUAUCAUUUGAUCCUCGUCAACGACCUACUGUCGAAGAAGCAUUAGCUCAUCCAUUUUUGGAAAAUUUGCACGAUCCAAUGCAAGAACCAACUAUAGAUCCUAUGAUCGAUGAACAUCAAGACCUAGAUUAUACGAAGGAGCAAUGGAUAUCUAUUGUGUGGCAAACGGUUCAAGAAUUUUCACCACCAUUAUGGAUCAAUGAUGAUUCAGAUGACGAUUCAUAA